Malus domestica (apple) is the source of this 4651-nucleotide messenger RNA. Its product is annotated as pyrophosphate-energized vacuolar membrane proton pump. Lineage: Eukaryota; Viridiplantae; Streptophyta; Magnoliopsida; Rosales; Rosaceae. The record is from RefSeq and is a predicted model, not a curated record. Gene Ontology annotation, cellular component: membrane. Gene Ontology annotation, biological process: proton transmembrane transport. Gene Ontology annotation, molecular function: diphosphate hydrolysis-driven proton transmembrane transporter activity; inorganic diphosphate phosphatase activity.
AAACCAUCCACAGACGCAUCCUCGUUCGCAUUCUCUCUCUACAACUCCAAAGCCUCCUCUGUUUCUCUGUGUUUCCUCUUCUGGGCAAAGAAGCUAUGGGGGCGACGAUACUCCCAGAUCUCUGGGCCGAGAUUUUGAUCCCGCUGUGUGCGGUGAUCGGCAUCGCCUUCUCCUUGGUCCAGUGGAUGUACGUUUCGCAGGUCAAGCUCUCCCCCGGCGGCGGCCGGGACUCCAACUCCGGGAAAAAUGGGCACAACGAGUACCUCAUCGAGGAAGAAGAAGGCGGUAACGACCACAACGUCGUCCUCAAAUGCGCCGAAAUCCAAAACGCCAUUUCAGAAGGAGCAACCUCGUUCCUCUUCACGGAAUACAGAUAUGUAGGUGCUUUCAUGGUUGCUUUUGCAAUCUUGAUCUUCCUUUUCCUUGGAUCCGUCGAGGGAUUUAGUACAAGUAGCCGUGCAUGUACAUAUGACCAAACCAAGACGUGCAAACCAGCUCUCGCCACUGCCAUCUUCAGCACCAUUUCCUUUUUGCUUGGUGCUGUAACUUCAGUGGUUUCUGGAUUCCUUGGGAUGAAGAUUGCUACUUACGCAAAUGCCAGAACAACGUUGGAGGCAAGAAAAGGUGUUGGGAAGGCUUUUAUUACUGCAUUUAGAUCAGGAGCUGUGAUGGGCUUUCUCCUCGCUUCAAGUGGUCUGUUGGUUCUUUACAUUGCUAUCAAUGUCUUCAAGUUGUACUACGGUGAUGACUGGGGUGGUCUUUUCGAGGCUAUAACUGGUUAUGGUCUUGGUGGAUCUUCCAUGGCUCUCUUUGGCAGGGUUGGUGGAGGCAUCUAUACCAAAGCUGCUGAUGUUGGUGCAGAUCUUGUCGGCAAGGUUGAAAGAAAUAUUCCCGAGGAUGACCCAAGGAACCCAGCUGUGAUAGCUGAUAAUGUUGGUGACAAUGUUGGAGAUAUAGCUGGCAUGGGAUCUGAUCUUUUUGGAUCCUAUGCUGAGUCAUCGUGUGCUGCCCUUGUGGUUGCUUCCAUUUCCUCAUUUGGGAUCAAUCACGAGCUAACUGCAAUGCUAUAUCCUCUCAUUGUCAGUUCCAUCGGCAUCAUUGUUUGUUUGCUCACUACCCUAUUUGCAACCGAUUUCUUUGAGAUCAAGGCUGUAAAGGAAAUUGAGCCAACAUUGAAGAGGCAGCUCAUAAUCUCCACUGUACUCAUGACCGUUGGAGUUGCGAUUGCUACAUGGAUUUCCGUUCCAUCUUCCUUCACAAUCUUCAAUUUCGGAACACAGAAAGUUGUGAAGAACUGGCAGCUAUUCUUAUGUGUCUGUGUUGGUUUGUGGGCUGGCCUUAUCAUUGGGUUUGUAACAGAGUAUUAUACAAGCAAUGCGUACAGCCCUGUGCAAGAUGUUGCUGAUUCUUGCCGGACUGGAGCUGCGACCAAUGUCAUUUUUGGCCUUGCAUUGGGAUACAAAUCCGUCAUUAUUCCUAUUUUUGCCAUUGCAGUCAGCAUUUUUGUUAGUUUUAGCUUUGCAGCUAUGUACGGGAUUGCGGUAGCUGCCCUUGGAAUGCUGAGCACCAUUGCAACUGGAUUAGCGAUUGAUGCAUAUGGUCCCAUCAGUGACAAUGCUGGAGGCAUUGCUGAGAUGGCAGGCAUGAGCCACAGAAUAAGAGAGAGAACUGAUGCUCUUGAUGCUGCAGGAAACACCACUGCUGCUAUUGGAAAGGGAUUUGCAAUUGGCUCUGCUGCUCUUGUGUCCCUUGCUCUAUUUGGUGCCUUUGUCAGCCGUGCUGGUAUCAAAACAGUUGAUGUGUUGACCCCGAAAGUGAUUAUUGGUUUGUUAGUGGGCGCAAUGCUUCCGUAUUGGUUCUCUGCCAUGACAAUGAAGAGUGUGGGAAGUGCAGCUCUAAAGAUGGUUGAGGAAGUGCGCCGGCAAUUCAAUACCAUUCCCGGUCUCAUGGAGGGCACUGCCAAGCCGGACUACGCUACAUGUGUUAAGAUUUCGACUGAUGCUUCCAUCAAGGAAAUGAUCCCGCCUGGUGCCCUUGUCAUGCUUACACCGCUCAUUGUUGGGAUCUUUUUUGGUGUGGAAACUCUCGCUGGCGUUCUUGCUGGAUCCCUUGUGUCCGGUGUACAGAUUGCCAUUUCUGCGUCCAACACGGGCGGUGCCUGGGAUAAUGCCAAGAAAUACAUUGAGGCUGGUGCGUCGGAGCAUGCAAGGACCCUUGGUCCAAAAGGAUCAGAAUGCCACAAAGCUGCUGUCAUCGGUGACACCAUUGGAGACCCUCUCAAGGAUACAUCUGGACCAUCGCUCAACAUUCUCAUCAAGCUCAUGGCCGUUGAGUCUCUUGUGUUUGCUCCGUUCUUUGCCACACACGGUGGCCUGCUUUUCAAGAUUAAUGUUAUCUCUCCGCCUCCACUACCCAUCGCCACCCAAACCAUAUCUAUCUCCCUCCUCCUUCGUAAACCCCCAAAGCCUCAACCUUUCCCCAAACCCAACAACCACCCCCCUCUCCGCCGCAGCUCCCUCAAAAUCCGAUCCAUCGACUCCACCCAAUUCUACGACUACGAGUCCAAGCUCGCCGCCCAAUUCCGCUACGCAAGCAUGCUCAAAAUCGCCGUCAUUGGCUUCGGCAACUACGGCCAAUUCCUCGCCGAGGCCCUCGUCGCGCAAGGCCACACCGUCCUCGCCCAUUCCCGAUCCGACUACUCCAAAACGGCGCAAGACCUCGGCGUUUCGUUCUUCUCCGACCCCCACGACCUCUGCGAGCAGCACCCGCAAGUCAUCCUGCUAUGCACCUCCAUCAUUUCCACCGAGCCCGUCCUCAAAUCGCUGCCUCUCCAGCGCCUCCGCCGCAACACCUUGUUCGUCGACGUGCUCUCCGUCAAGGAGUUCGCCAAGGCGUUGCUGCUCAAGUAUCUGCCUCCCCACUUCGACAUUCUUUGCACCCACCCGAUGUUCGGACCCCAGAGCGCCAAAAACGGGUGGAAAGGGCUUCCUUUCGUCUACGAAAAAGUCCGGAUUGGGUCCGAAGAAUCGCGGGUUUCGCGGUGUGAUAAGUUUCUGAGCAUUUUUGAGGGAGAAGGGUGCCGGAUGGUGGAGAUGAGCUGCGCCGAGCAUGAUAAGUACGCGGCGGAGUCUCAAUUCAUCACCCACACGGUUGGGAGAGUGUUGGGGAUGUUGCACUUGGAGUCGACUCCGAUCAAUACGAAAGGGUAUGAGACAUUGUUGGAUUUGGUGAAGAACACGGAGGGGGAUAGCUUCGAUUUGUAUUACGGGCUGUUUAUGUACAACAAGAAUACCUUGGAGAUGUUGGAGAGGUUAGACGUGGCUUUGGAGGCUAUGAAGAAAAAGAUUUUCGGGCUUCUGCACAAUUCUGUGCGAGACCAGAUCUUUGGCAAUGCGGAGAAGGGAAGAACUUUGCAGGAGGAUAAUGCGAAUCGGGCUCAGAAUGGACCUGCAUUGGCAUCUUCUUCUAGAGCUUCGAGAUCGCCGAAAAUUGCUCGACCACAUGACCAAGAAGCAGAGGUUUCUGAUGAAUCUAGGCUAGAGAUUGCAAUUGUCGGUUUUGGUAACUUUGGCCAGUUCCUUGCUAAGACUAUUGUACGUCAAGGCCAUAAGGUUCUAGCAUUCUCUCGAUCAGAUUACUCUGAAGUGGCUCAUAAACUAGGCGUUUCAUACUUCUCUGAUGUGGAUGAUUUAUGUGAAGAACAUCCUGACGUGAUACUACUUUGUACGUCUAUUCUUUCAACCGAGAAAGUUUUGCGGUCAUUGCCCCUGCAUAGGCUUAAGAGAAAUACUUUAUUUGUUGAUGUUCUUUCAGUGAAAGAAUUUCCAAGAAAUCUCUUUCUUCAAACAUUGCCGCCGGAGUUUGAUAUUCUAUGCACGCAUCCUAUGUUCGGACCAGAAAGUGGUAAGAACGGGUGGAAUGGUCUCUCUUUUGUUUAUGAUGAGGUCAGGAUUGGAAGUGAAGAAUCUAGGGUAUCACGGUGUGAGCAAUUUCUUGAUAUCUUUGCACGAGAAGGGUGCCGAAUGGUGGAAAUGUCUUGUGCAGAACAUGAUAAGCAUGCAGCAGGCUCACAAUUCAUUACACACACCGUAGGAAGGAUUUUGGAGAAAUUGGGUUUGGAGUCGACACCAAUCAACACAAAAGGUUACGAGACUCUGUUGAAUUUGGUGGAGAAUACAGCGGGAGAUAGCUUUGAUCUCUACUACGGCUUGUUCAUGUACAAUGUAAAUGCAAUGGAGCAGCUGAAGAGAUUGGACAUGGCAUUUCAAUCUUUAAGGAAGCAGCUUUUCGGGCGCUUGCAUGGUUUUGUUCGGAAGCAAAAUUUUGAGACGUCGGAUAAGUCUCAAGAUACGCAGGAACAACCGUUGUUGCCAGAACCAUCCCAGAGUGAUCAAAAUUUUGGGAAGUUGGAUGAGUCUCAAGUUACGCAGGAACAACCGUUGUUGCCAGAACCAUCCGGAGUGAAUCUGCACUAAGUCAUGGAUGACCUAUUUUGCUGUCUUUGAUUUGCUAUGGUGAUCUUUCAGUAACAUAUUUAUCUGCAUUUUCACAUAAUUUUCUUUCUUUUUCAUGUAUUUUUUAUUCUUUGUUCUUGUAUUACAAGGGGUUAGGAUUAUGACUAGAACUGGCAAACGGAUCGUGUCUGUGUUCA